AUGGAUGCAGAGUUUUAUAUGUUUGGGCCGCACAAGAUAAGCAAGAAAGAUGUGUUCUUGGAGACUCAUCUUUCAUUUGCCAUGGUCAACUUGCGCCCUGUCCUACCUGACGAAGAGGUUACUGAUUUAUGGCUUACUGCAAAAAAAGUUGGUAGGCGAAUCGAGUCUUUUCACUCAGCAACUUCGCUCACUUUGAACAUUCAGGAUGGUCCUCAGGCCGGACAGUCGGUUCCUCAUGUCCAUGUUCACAUCCUACCACGUAAGCAUGGCGACUUUGAGAACAAUGAUGAAAUAUACGAUGCUUUAGACGAGAAGGAGAGGGAACUGAAGAAGCAUCUUGAUUUGGAUAUGGUGAGGAAGGACAGAAGCCCCGAGGAGAGGGCUGAAGAAGCAGAACAAUACAGAAAGCUUUUCUACUAG
Oldenlandia corymbosa var. corymbosa is the source of this 420-nucleotide messenger RNA. The record is from the annotation of a GenBank genome assembly. NCBI's taxonomy places the organism in Eukaryota, Viridiplantae, Streptophyta, Magnoliopsida, Gentianales, Rubiaceae.